Molecule: messenger RNA, 1106 nt
Organism: Cimex lectularius (bed bug)
Lineage: Eukaryota; Metazoa; Arthropoda; Insecta; Hemiptera; Cimicidae
Product: pyrroline-5-carboxylate reductase
Exons: 8
Coding region: 118-975 (285 amino acids)
Biological process (GO): L-proline biosynthetic process
Molecular function (GO): pyrroline-5-carboxylate reductase activity
Source: RefSeq, a predicted model, not a curated record
CUUAUCACAACUGAAACCGUCUUUAAACUUCAACUUGACGUUUUGGUAUUUUUGCUGUUUGUCUUUUAACUUUUUGGAUAUCACAUUAUUCUUAACUCUGCCGAAAUAGGCCCUAAGAUGAGUAAAGAAUCAUCAAAAAGGAAUUCGGUGGUUCCACCUGACGAUUCAGUCGGUUUCAUAGGUGCUGGUAAUAUGGCACAAGCAAUUGCUUUUCGUAUGCUGGACUCCGGCCUGGUGUUACCUAGCAACAUGAUAGUUUCGGCGACUUCAGAUAGGAAUCUCGAACUUUGGAAGCAGCGAGCUGUGUCUACUACUAUCGACAACUCUAAAGUUGUUAAAAAUGCAACAAUAGUUUUUAUUGCUGUGAAACCGCAGUAUUUUAAAACAGCAGCUCACUCAAUUAGUAACAUUUCAGAUGCAAAAGUUAAAUGUUUUGUUUCUGUGAUGGCUGGUAAAACUCUCAAAAAUAUUUCAGCGACUUUAGGACAAAAUUAUAAACAUGCACAUAUUAUCAGAGUUAUGCCAAAUACUCCAUGUAUGGUUGGAAUUGGCUGUUCAGUCAUGUGUUCCAUCAAUAGUGAUAGUAAUUACAACAAAGUAGUAUAUAGCAUCAUGUCAAGUCUUGGAUUGUGUGAGCAAAUAGAUGAAGUUCUGUUCAACUCUGUUUCUGGACUCUGCGGCUCCGGACCUGCAUAUAUGUACAUGGUGAUGGAAGCUCUGGCUGAUGGUGCUGUAAAAAAGGGUGUGACUAGAGAUAUGGCUAUGAACAUGGCGGCACAAGUGAUGAAAGGUGCUGCAGAGAUGGUCCUUUCGACGAAAAAACACCCGGGUUUACUGAAAGACGAAGUUUGUUCUCCCGGAGGCACAACUAUCUGUGGUGUUGCCGAGUUGGAGAGAGGUUCUGUUAGAUCCGCUUUUAUAAAUGCCAUCAGUGCUGCAUCAGAUAGAGCAGAUGAACUAACAGCAGGAGAGUGAGAUUAACGUUUUAACUUAGAAAAUAAAUUUCUAAGUAAUGGCCAAUUUAGUCAAAUUUGAACAGGGAUAUUAUUUUUGUUGAAAGAUUAAUUUUUUAAUUAAUUCUUAUGAAUAAAAAUAAAUAAAAUUGC